AUGGCUUCAUCAUCAGGUGCGUCCAAGGGCGCAAUUGACGCUCUGAUGCGUGCUCCCGACUCCUCGCGGAAAUAUGCCUCCCUCCAGCGCCUCCAAAGCGACCACAUCCCCAACCCCCGCUUCCUCAUCGAGACACGCACCUACCAGCAGCAGUUCUCCACCAUGUACUUUCUGCGCCUCGCCGCGCUCAAACCCUCCGUCGACGCCGCCGCGCUGUCCGCCUGGGACGACACCUCGAUCGCCGGCGAAGCCGUGCACCACUGCGACCGCGUGCUCGACGUGCGCCAGGGCGAGCUCUGCUGGAUCUCCGGCACGGUCUACAUGGACAUGGCGCUGAAGCCCAACAUCCUCGACGACAUCACCAAGGACCACUGGCUCGCGGCGCCGCCGCCGCGCGCAAAGUACACGGACCCGGGGCGCGACCGCGUGCUGCUCGAGGACGAGAGCGGGCGGCUGCGCCUCGUCGGCGGCAUGCUGGGCACGCAGAAUCUCGUCACGGGGUGUGUGGUUGCUGUGAUGGGCAGCGAGACGAAGGACGGUGACUUUGAGGUGCUGGAUGUCAUCAUCCCGGACCUGCCGCCGCAGACGCAGACGGAGCAGUCGGGGCGGAAGGGGAAGGGGAAGGGGAAGGUUGUGCUCUGCAGCGGCCUUUCGUUCCGCGGCGGGCUCAAGGAGAGUUUCGCCACGGACCUCCUCGCCGAGUGGCUCCUCGGCGAGCUGGGCGACCAGGCCGAGCAGGACACAGCGUCCACCGUUGUGCGGCUCGUGCUCGCGGGCAACUCGCUCGGCGCGCCGCUCAGCGUGCCUGUCCCCGCGGGCGAGGAGAAGGCCAAGAAGUACGGGUACGAUGCGUCGGCGUACAACGCCUCGCCGGCCCUCGCGCUCGACAACUUCCUCUCGCAGCUGCUGCCGUCGCUGCACGUCACCGUCAUGCCCGGCGAGACGGACCCGGCGAACGUGUCGAUGCCGCAGCAGCCGCUGCACCCCGCCAUCUUUAGCUCCGCGAAGGGCUAUGGCGGGAGCACGUUUGAUCGCGCGACGAACCCGUGGGCGGCGGAGAUUGGCGGUGUGGGCUUUUUGGGCACGAGCGGGCAGACGCUGGAUGAUGUGUACAAGUAUGUGGAGGGGGAUGAUCGGCUGGCGAUGGCGGAGCGCCUGCUGAGGUGGAGGGUGGUGGCGCCGACGGCGCCGGAUACGUUGUGGUCGUAUCCGUUUAAUGACCAAGACCAGUUCGUGAUUGAGGAGUGUCCGCAGGUGUUCUUCAUCGGGAACCAGGACAGGUACGAAACCAGUCUUGUCGAGGGCGCGGAGGGCCAGAGGUGCAGAGUCGUCUUGGUGCCGAAGUUUGCGGAGACGGGGGAGGUCGUGGUGGUGGAUCUGGAGACGCUGGAUGUUGAGGUGGUCAAGUUCCAGCUUAGGGAGUAG
Morchella sextelata is the source of this 1425-nucleotide messenger RNA. RefSeq lists its product as uncharacterized. NCBI's taxonomy places the organism in Eukaryota, Fungi, Ascomycota, Pezizomycetes, Pezizales, Morchellaceae. The transcript has 3 exons. Gene Ontology annotation, cellular component: delta DNA polymerase complex. Gene Ontology annotation, biological process: DNA replication; DNA strand elongation involved in DNA replication. The record is from RefSeq and is a predicted model, not a curated record. Gene Ontology annotation, molecular function: DNA binding. The coding region runs from base 1 to 1425 and encodes 474 amino acids.